Messenger RNA from Dreissena polymorpha, 1483 nucleotides. RefSeq lists its product as uncharacterized. The transcript has 6 exons. Bases 220 to 747 code for a protein of 175 amino acids. The record is from RefSeq and is a predicted model, not a curated record. Lineage: Eukaryota; Metazoa; Mollusca; Bivalvia; Myida; Dreissenidae.
UAUCGAUUUUGGAGUUACAUUACUUGGAUAGUGUUUAUUGUGCUCUACAUUGUUUUGCAUAGACAUUUAUAAUUUCAAUACAAAACUUCAAAUAAUGUAUUCGAGUAAAAUGUAAAUGCGCUACAUUAUCAAUUAUUAAAAUAUUAAGCUUCACCAUUCUCGGUUUCGUUUUGACUUACAUAACGUUGCCAGAUUGCUUGACAACUACUUGCGCGUAAAAUGACUGUCAACAAUGCCGUCAUCAUCAUUUGGAUCGUCAUCAUUUUGAUGGUGUCUUCAGUUUCCUUGUCUGGUGUAAGCUCAUGCAGCAUUAACCUAAUUGCAACAACAGCUGCGUUUAAUCUGGGAACCAACGUUACCCUGACAUGCACAGUGUGCACUGUGGAAUCUGGGAUAGAAUUCAAACACAAUGGCACAAAUAUAGCGUCAUAUGGCUUCGAUAUUCAAGUAGUAAACGCUACUUUGCACAAGGCAUCAGUGAAGGAAAACGGCGAUGGAUCAGCAGAAAUGACUUUGACAAUUUUCAACUUGGCGAAGUCGUCAAAUGGUGUUUAUUCAUGUUCUACAAGCCCAUCGGACAGUUCUUCGCUGACUUUAGCAUACACAGAAUCAAAACCAACCACAGAUGAUGGGCUGAGUCCUGGUGAACUUGCUGCAAUUAUAUGCGGAUGCAUAGCCGGCGUUCUUAUUGGAAUUGGCAUCGGCAUCAUUGUAUAUACCAAAGGUAAUUUCGGAUGUACUGGAUAAAGAGAUAUAACGGAAAUGAGGGCCAACACAAUACACGAUCUGUGAUAAAAUUUAGAAAGGGUAAUGUGAGGAUCGUGCUCAGUAUAAUUAAAUUAUAUGUUUCGGAGUGUUAACUUUGCUUAUUUAAUUUUAGUCUAUGGACCCUAUUAAUUAAUGUAUAUUUACAAACUAUGUAUUUUGGAAUGAUAGUUUUAGGUAUUGAAUGGAAAACAUAACGAACUGUUUAAGAGAAAUUUGUAUAACAUAAUAUAAUAUAUAAUCGAUUGUCAUUUGCCUAAAUUUUGGUUUAGUAUAUUUUUGUGUUUUUAAAUAAAAACAAUAAAUCAACGGUUUAGAUGUAAUUUCUCGCGUAUCAUUUUACCGCUUUAAAGAAAGGCACGCGGAACUGCCAACGGAAAAAGAUAAGAAUAAAAAAAUACCAGUCUUUCUUUUACAAUAAAUGAUACAUACGUACAUUGAGGCUUUUCCGUUCAAAUUUUAAUGCUGUGUUAUUCAAACAUGUUAUAUAUUGCAUAUUGAACACAAAUACUUUAUUUUGUUUGCAUGAGUUCUAGAAAGUUCAGUGUAUGAAUGUCAUGUGCAAUGCGCGCAGCUUCCUUUAGACGACAUGAUGCAAUAUUGUAAAAUAUUUUUUAAUGGAUUUUAUAACAGGACUAGUAAACAAAUGUUGUUAUAUGUAUAUUAUGCUCGAUUAUGUUUAAACCAUCAACUCCUAUACAAUAAAUAUGAAACAAAU